Molecule: messenger RNA, 973 nt
Organism: Cuscuta epithymum
Lineage: Eukaryota; Viridiplantae; Streptophyta; Magnoliopsida; Solanales; Convolvulaceae
Source: the annotation of a GenBank genome assembly
UGAAUUUCACGUCAAAAUCAUUCUAUCCACAACCAUGGCUGCUUUCCUAGAAAUCCGGCCGAGCUUUCUCAUCAUCAUGCUGCUCUUUGCCGUCGGCGCUUCCGUGUGGUCGUCGGAGCCCACUGUCUACGAUAUUUUGACCAAGUACAGCCUACCGAUUGGCCUCUUGCCGGACUCCGUAACUUCCUACACGCUCUCCGACGACGGCUCCUUCGAGGUAUCCCUCAAAAAGCCCUGCUACGUGCAGUUUGAUUACUUGGUGUACUACGAGAAGACAAUUACUGGGAAAUUGAGUGUCGGAUCGAUCUCCGACUUGAAGGGGAUUCAAGUAAAAAAACUGUUCUGGUUCAAUGUGGACGCGAUUAAAGUUGACCUGCCCCCGUCCGGUAGUAUAUAUUUUCAGGUUGGAAUUAUUAACAAGGAACUCGAUGCGGGGCAGUUCGAGAUCGUCCACACUUGCCAGGACAAAGCCUUGGCCGCCUGUGCAGCGUCUCCCAGGAAAAUUGUUCAGCCAACAGUGGUGGAUGAUUUGCGAAUGCUCCUUACAGAGUGAAGAAUCAAAUUGAUGGUUUGCAGCUAAAGAUUGUCGGAAGAGGUGUGAUAUUGCAGCUAAGACUAGAAGUACAACUUCAGUGCUGAGCACCGUGUCGAUAUACAAGUUGGGCUUUUUGCCUUUUUGUAUCAGUGCUGAGCACCGAUCUAUGUUACCAUUGUAUGAUGGAGUUGUAAUGUUUGUUAUAACGUUAUAUGUUUAGUCGUACUUGCAUAGUGUUCCUAUUAUGUUGAUCAAUGUUUAGCUGUAAUAUGUUUAAUAUGUUAUGCUGAUUAUUUUGAUGCGUAAAGAGUGAACAUCAUAAAAAUAUCCAGUUCUAAUUAAUUGUGUUUUGUUUCAACCUUUAUUUAGAUGUGAACUAAAAUUUGAGAAUAUAGUUCAUUCUCAUUUCCCCUGAUUUUGAGGGUUCUGGAAGUGGAG